Messenger RNA from Manis pentadactyla (Chinese pangolin), 2733 nucleotides. It is a transcript of the gene ZFP69, whose product is annotated as ZFP69 zinc finger protein. Gene Ontology annotation, molecular function: RNA polymerase II cis-regulatory region sequence-specific DNA binding; DNA-binding transcription factor activity, RNA polymerase II-specific. NCBI's taxonomy places the organism in Eukaryota, Metazoa, Chordata, Mammalia, Pholidota, Manidae. The record is from RefSeq and is a predicted model, not a curated record. Bases 952 to 2520 code for a protein of 522 amino acids. The transcript is spliced from 6 exons. Gene Ontology annotation, biological process: negative regulation of transcription by RNA polymerase II; regulation of immune system process; regulation of cytokine production. Gene Ontology annotation, cellular component: transcription regulator complex; PcG protein complex.
CGCGGCCGCUCCGUGUGGCCGCAGUCGGGGGCUCACCGGGGCCGGCACGAUCGCGGCCGGCGGGGUGGGCGCCGGCCAGGGUGUGUCGGGAGGACCGUGGCGGCGGGCUGCGGCCCAGGAGGCGGGGCGCCGGGCUGGACCUGGCCGCUGCCGCCGGCCGGCGUUAAACAGCAGCCAGCGAGGUGCCUUCGUGGCCCCGGCCUGCGGGAAGCCGGCCCAGGGCACCCCUUCCGUGGCGGCCGGAGCCCUAACCGCCCCCUGGGGAUGCGGCUGGGAGAGGCCACGCUGGAGUGUGGCGGGUUGUUCUUGGCAGCAGCUCCCGCCCUAGGCCGGCUCUCGUGAAGAAUUUGGAAAAGACCCACGUCCAGUCCUGAGGCCGAGGGUCCUCUGGGCUUCCGAAGGAAGCCUGGGUGAACGAUGGGCGUUUUUUGAAGAAUCACUGGGUUGAGCGGGGGGAUGUGGUCUGUCUAUGAAACGCUGGGAAAAAACAAAAUCCGUUAACCACCGAGUCCUUGAAAGAGACACCCCGUGGAGCUGAAACCUCACGAGCCAGCGCUCUCGCGUCCCCUUCUCUGGCCCUGCCAGCGUCCGAGGCCGAUCUGUUUUAAAUCUGUUUCUGCAAGUUCCACAGUUCGCGCUGUAUGAUUGGUGCUUCCGGAUCCCUCCUGUCCUGCCUUUUGCUCCUCUAAGGGAAUGUAGAGGCAUGCAUUCAAACCCACUGAACUGGCUGCCUCACCAGGAGGCAGAACUUAAUUUAAGACAGGAGCCAGUUUCUCAGAGUUGUUAAAGUCACAUCAGCCCCCAGGAGUCCCCAGUUUCUGGUGCUUCAGGGUCCACUCAAAGCCCUGAGGGCAGGAGGUUGUGCUCAGAGGAGAACCACACAACCUGUGAGCACAGGUUCUGGCAGUUUCCUCACUGGAAGUGGCCAAGCCCAGCUGGGCGGGCUUCAUCAUGCUGCAGCAGCUCCUGAUCACCCUGCCCAGCGAGGCCAGCGCCUGGGUGAAGCUGCGCCAUCCAAAGAAGGCCAAGGAGGAGGUGCCCCUGUGGGAGGAUGUGACCAAGAUGUUUGAAGGAGCAGCUCUGCUCUCUCAGGCAGCUGAUGAGACCCAGCGAGAAAGUUUCAAGGAUGAAGUGACCUCAGGGCCCCUGAAAGCAGAAUCCCAGGAAUUGUUGACCUUCAAGGACAUAUCUGUGGAUUUCACCCAGGAGGAGUGGAGAAAUCUGGCCCCUGCCCACCGGAAUCUGUACCGGGAGGUGAUGCUGGAGAACUAUGGGAACCUGGUCUCAGUGGCAGGAUAUCAGUUUUCCAAACCUAGUGUGAUAUCGCAGUUGGAGAAAGGAGAAGAGCCAUGGAUGACAGAGAACAAUGGCCCAGGAUAUCCCAGUUCAGAUUUGAAAAGUAAAAUAGAAACUAAUAUGUCAACUGCAAAGAAUGACAUUUUACAAGAACAGUUAUAUCAUGGCAUUAUGAUGGGAAGGUUCAUAAGAGAUGAUGUCAUUUAUCCCACAAUGAGAGAAGUCUCCAAAUAUGAUGAAUUGGAAAGGCACCAAGAAACCCAUGGAAGAGAUGUGAGACAAGCCAUCUUGACCCACAAGAAGAGAGGCCAAGAAACUAACAAAUUUGGGGGAAAUUUUGUGAGUUCAAAUAGUAUCAUAGGACAGCGGUACCGUAAAUGUAACACACCUAGAAAGAGGAACAAAUACAAAUUAGAUUCAGUUAAUCAUCCAAGUUACAUAAAAACAAAAACCUAUGAAUGUAAUAUAUGUGAAAAAAUGUUUAAACAACCCAUUCACCUUACUGAACACAUGAGAAUUCAUACUGGUGAGAAACCUUUCAGAUGUAAGGAAUGUGGAAGGGCUUUUAGUCAAAGUGCAUCCCUUACUACACACCAGAGAAUCCAUACUGGUGAGAAACCCUUUGAAUGUGAAGAAUGUGGCAAAGCCUUCAGACAUCGGUCAUCUCUUAAUCAGCAUCAUAGAACUCACACUGGGGAGAAACCCUACAUAUGUGAUAAAUGUCAGAAAGCUUUCAGCCAAAACAUUAGCUUGAUCCAACAUCUGAGAACUCAUUCUGGAGAGAAACCCUUUACAUGCAAUGAAUGUGGGAAAACCUUUCGACAGAUUAGACACCUUAGUGAACAUAUAAGAAUUCACACUGGGGAGAAGCCCUAUGCAUGCACCGCAUGUUGUAAAACCUUUAGUCAUAGAGCGUAUCUAACGCAUCAUCAGAGAAUCCAUACUGGGGAAAGACCCUACAAAUGUAAAGAAUGUGGGAAAGCCUUUAGGCAGAGGAUACACCUUAGCAACCAUAAAACUGUUCAUACAGGAGUGAAAGCAUAUGAAUGCAACCGCUGUGGGAAAGCCUAUAGGCAUGAUUCAUCCUUUAAGAAACAUCAGAGACAUCACACUGGAGAAAAACCAUAUGAAUGUAAUGAAUGUGGAAAAGCUUUCAGCUAUAAUUCAUCACUUAGUCGACACCAGGAGAUACACAGAAGGAAUGCUUUCCAAAAUAAUGUAUGAAAACAUUAUUCAACAUGAGAACAAAGCCAAGUCUAAAUCAGUGAUUCUAUACUUUUAUAUUUCAGGAUUCUAAAUUUCAGGAGUUGAUAUGAUGCCAACUCUUAAUUUGCCCACUGUGUAAAAAACACUGUAUUGAUAACUGCUAUCUACUAACACCUCUCUACAAAGUACUCAAUCAAGAAUAAAGGAUAGUCCUUCAAAUCAAAUUCAGCA